CGCCCCCUCUCACUCACCAUUCGUGAAUCCUGCCUGGUACACCAACCUCCUCCUCUCCACGCGCGCCAUGGCUCGCGCCACCACCAGCCACCUCCUCAUCUGCCUCUCCGUCGCCGCUCCGCCGCGACAACCGCGUGGGCGCACGGCGGGGGCGGCGGGGACCCGGACCCCGACGCGGGCGCCGGCGACUCCCCGAAGCCCGACCUGCGCGCGCGCGGGCUGGUGGCGGCGAAGCUGUGGUGCCUGGCGGCGGUGUUCGCGGGGACGCUGCUGGGCGGGGUGUCCCCCUACUUCAUGCGCUGGAACGAGGCGUUCCUCGCGCUGGGCACGCAGUUCGCCGGCGGGGUCUUCCUCGGCACCGCACUCAUGCACUUCCUCAGCGACGCCAACGAGACGUUCGGGGACCUGCUCCCGGGCAGCGCCUACCCGUGGGCGUUCAUGCUCGCCUGCGCGGGGUACGUCGUCACCACGCUCGCAGACGUCGUCGUUUCCCACGUCGUCUCCCGGGGGCGCACCGCACCGGGAUCCUCCGCCGGCGGCGCAGAGCUGGAGGAGGGCAAGGUGAGCGCCACAAAUGGCACCAGCUCUGAGCCACAACCAGCUGAGGCACAUGGAUCCGAUCACUCGGUUGCAUCGAUGCUGCACAACGCGAACACCCUGGGCGACAGCAUUCUGCUCAUCGCCGCCCUCUGCUUUCACUCCGUCUUCGAAGGCAUCGCCAUCGGAGUCGCCGAGACGAAGGCUGAUGCGUGGAAGGCGCUGUGGACCAUCAGCCUGCACAAGAUCUUCGCGGCGAUCGCCAUGGGCAUCGCGCUGCUCCGGAUGCUCCCGAACCGGCCCUUCCUCUCCUGCUUCGCCUACGCCUUCGCGUUCGCCAUCUCCAGCCCCAUCGGCGUGGCCAUCGGCAUCGUCAUCGACGCCACCACGCAGGGCCGGGUGGCCGACUGGAUCUUCGCCAUCUCCAUGGGCCUCGCCACGGGCAUCUUCGUCUACGUCUCCAUCAACCACCUCCUCUCCAAGGGUUACAAGCCCCGGAGGCCCGUCGCCGUGGACACGCCGGUCGGGAGGUGGCUCGCCGUGGUGCUGGGCGUGGCCGUCAUCGCCGUCGUCAUGAUAUGGGACACCUGAUGAGAUUGUCCUGCGCAGUUUGGUGGGCGUUUGGUUCCUACAGGAGGAACUUUUGGUAGCUUGUAAGUAAUAUAUGAAGGAAUUUGGGAGAGAAAUUGCUUUGGGAGUUGUGCUUCUGCUCCAAAGGUUAUUCCUCUGGGUAUAGAGACCAACUCGACUACUCGAGGCAAGGCCGUAAAGAUUCGAUAAAACCCCCGUUUCGCCAA
This is a messenger RNA of Setaria italica (foxtail millet), 1334 nucleotides long. Its product is annotated as zinc transporter 2. Bases 295 to 1128 code for a protein of 277 amino acids. The transcript has 4 exons. Gene Ontology annotation, molecular function: zinc ion transmembrane transporter activity. Gene Ontology annotation, biological process: zinc ion transmembrane transport. Lineage: Eukaryota; Viridiplantae; Streptophyta; Magnoliopsida; Poales; Poaceae. Gene Ontology annotation, cellular component: membrane. The record is from RefSeq and is a predicted model, not a curated record.